AUGCGCCGAAAGACACGUUUCGUCUGUGUCUCUGACACGCAUGCUUACACUCCCUCUGAGGCUGGCUUCAAGCUACCAGCUGGAGACGUCUUGAUCCAUGCGGGUGAUCUCACCAACCAUGGUAGCAUGGCUGAGCUUCGUAAAACUAUGGAUUGGAUUUCUGCGGCUGAUUUCGAGGUCAAAAUUGUCAUCUGUGGAAAUCAUGACAUUACGCUAGAUGCCGAUUUCUAUGCCCGCCAUGGUUCGAAAUUUCAUGGUCAGCAUCUCGAAGACCCUCGGAAAUGCAUAGAACUUGUCACCGAAGCAUCCUUCCCUUCCAUCGUAUUUCUCAGGCACGAGUCAGCACUAGUCCGGCUGAGGCGGCCCAACGGCCCAAACACCGUCUUCAAAGUCUUUGGCUCUCCAUAUUCCCAAUCGCCAGGGACCUGGGCUUAUGGAUACGACUCCUCGGAGGCUGCUGAGCUUUGGGGCAGAAUUCCAUUGGACACUGACAUUGUGGUAACGCACACCCCUCCUCACUCACACUGCGACCGUCAUGGAACAACGGCUGAAUCAGUCGGCUGCAAAGCCCUUCGCGAGGCCUUAAGCAACGUUCGACCGAUGCUGGCCGUAUGUGGCCAUGUGCACGAGUCGCGCGGCUAUGAGAGGGUGAAGUGGUCCCCUUCAUCCAUACCGUCACUGCUUGUGUCAAAUACUCACGAUCGACCAAGUCAAAUCACUCAAGGCUUUCUCCCUCCUUGGGGAAGUAGAAAGCAAAGCCUCGUGGACCUGACAGGAAAAAAGUCAUCGAAGCUAGACAAUGAUGGUUUCUUCGCUGAGCAAGUGGCAACGUCACUCGGAGCACUGUUCCAAUCGACGCAGAAUGUUAUACUAGCUCCAUUGCCUGACCUCUCGCUAGGCUGGACUCAGAAUACUGAAGCCGACCGAUCAGAUUCGGAAUCUGCCCUUUCAUGCCUGAAGAGAGGAGAACAUGACGAUGAGAAUGGGCUUCACUCGCACAGACGCGAGACUUGCAUCAUCAAUGCGGCAAUCAUGGCAACGAGCUGGCCUUAUCGAGGAGGGAAAAAGUUCAAUACACCCAUUGUGGUUGAUCUAGAACUCCCGGCAUGGAAGGAGUGA
Molecule: messenger RNA, 1119 nt
Organism: Aspergillus aculeatus ATCC 16872
Lineage: Eukaryota; Fungi; Ascomycota; Eurotiomycetes; Eurotiales; Aspergillaceae
Product: metallophosphatase domain-containing protein
Exons: 2
Coding region: 1-1119 (372 amino acids)
Molecular function (GO): hydrolase activity
Source: RefSeq, a predicted model, not a curated record